AUCGGCCCAGUGGUUUAUCCACAUCCUCCAAGGCCCUCUUCGGAUACAGUCGCGAGUUCGCUUUCGGGAGCAAACGCGAUUUCUUUAAUUUCAGUUGUUUUUUUUUACGUUUUGAUUUGUCCAAAAUUUAUCGGAAGCGAUCUGUUCGAACGUUUUUUUUUAGGGGGAGGAUAGGAGUGACGCGUUUAUUUUUGUUUGUUUUUUUUCGUUUUCUAAAAAAAAUAUAUGUAAUGUGAUAAUUGUAAUAUAAUAGUUAUUUGAUUUGAAUAAGUUUGUAUAAUACAUAAGAAGAAAACGAAAGAGGAAGAAAAGAAAAACAAAGAGUUGCCAAGAUGUCUGUCAGUAAGAAAUCUAUCUCAUCUAUCUCAGGAUCUAUCAGCGAGAAGGAAGCGUCCUACAGCAUAACAGGAGUCGAGGAGGAUGUAAAAGCAAGCAAAAAGGGCCUGAGUUUCGGGAUGACCUCCUUCUUCCUGGUGGCACAGAUGGCCGGCGCUGGAUUCCUGGCACUGCCCCGGGCCCUUGCUGACACUGGCUGGUUUGGUAUCGCCAUGAUGACUAUCUUCUGCGUGAGUGUAGCUUUCUCGGGCACUCGUCUCGGCCGUUGCUGGACUAUCCUGGAAGAGAGGUAUCCUGAAUAUUCGCAGCCAGUGAGACAGCCAUACAUGGAGAUCGCAUAUAGGUCGAUGGGUUUGGCUGGGAGACGCGCCGCCUUAGCAUCGGUAGUGAUAAACUUAUACGGAAGCACGACGGUCUUCAUCAUCCUAAUUUCGCAAAUGAUUUCGUCCCGGGAAAGUGUUCUCUCUCUAUGCGAACUUGUGCUCAUCGUUGGAUUUCUCAUUAUCCCUCUCACCUGGUUGGGAACGCCGAAGGAUUUCUGGCAAGCUUCCGUGUUGGCAGUGGUGUCAACGGUGGUGGCGUGUAUUGUCAUCAUCGUCCAGAUCCUGUUGGAAGAACCUAACCUUCCUGAGCCCGUGUUCAACAAUCCUACAGUGUCGUCCUUCUCCCUGGGUUUCGGUGCCAUCCUAUUUUCCUUCGGCGGGUCAGCUGUGUUCCCGACCAUCCAGAAUGACAUGCAGGAUCGGACACAAUUCUGGAAGAGUGUCGUUGUGGGUUUUGCAGUGAUCCUAUCCCUGUAUGUCCCCGUGGCCUCUGUGGGCUACGGCAUCCUCGGGCAAGAAGUCGAAAGCAACAUCUUGCUCUCUGUACCUAAGGGCGUGGCUGUUAAUAUCGCCAUCAUUCUGGAAAUUAUCAAUCUACUCAGCACUUUCAUCAUCAGCUUCAACCCCGUGGCUCAGAGUCUUGAGGAUAUUCUGAACGUUCCUAAUAAAUUCUGUCUGAAGCGCGUGCUACUCCGCUCCUCAAUGGUGAUGCUGCAGAUGCUCAUUUGUCUCGCUGUCCCGGACUUCGGCCUGAUCCUUAACCUGAUUGGCGGAUCCUGCAUCACGCUGUGCACGUUUGUGUUCCCUCCCAUCAUGUACAUGAGGCUUAUGGACAUGGAGGGAGAGCCCAGCUGGCCCAAGAGAAAGCUGCCUCUUUGGGAGCGAGUUUACCUGAUAGAGAUUCUGAUCGUGGGCGUCGUUGGCGGUAUUUGCUCCACUGUCUCGGCUGUCAUUGCUAUUUUGGAUCCGGCUGGCUUCCAGAAAAAUUGCUUCGUCAACUUUUUCGACCUUUUUUAAAUGUCUUCAGGUUGAGAAUUAAAAAAGAAAAAAGAGAGAGAGAAAAAAAAAAUUAAAUGAUUGCUUGA
Messenger RNA from Penaeus indicus, 1744 nucleotides. RefSeq lists its product as uncharacterized. The transcript has 8 exons. Gene Ontology annotation, molecular function: L-amino acid transmembrane transporter activity. Gene Ontology annotation, cellular component: vacuolar membrane. Gene Ontology annotation, biological process: amino acid transmembrane transport. The record is from RefSeq and is a predicted model, not a curated record. The coding region runs from base 333 to 1676 and encodes 447 amino acids. NCBI's taxonomy places the organism in Eukaryota, Metazoa, Arthropoda, Malacostraca, Decapoda, Penaeidae.